AUGCGUUUUUGCUAAUCCAGAUGGCGAAGAUCACAACGGAAUCUAUUUAAAUCCACUCAACUAGAUGAGCUCCGAGAGGCAGAGAUUUUGUUUGGUAAGCGUUAUCUCAAUGUCUCAGUUGUUGAUGAGAUGAGCUUCUACAAAUCCUGUCUAGAAUAUUCAAAUUUCUGGGAGCGAGAUAAUGGCGAUUUCUUCAGAAUUCUCGCUUUCACAAACGCCACUCAAUUCAACAACGAAUCAAGAAAAAGCUGUGUAUUUUCAGGAAUAGAUAUGCCUUAAAAUAUCAAUGUGCAAGCGAUUCUCUCGGUCAAAGCCACAACCGCAGAAAACGACACCUUACCUUUCACGAGAUGGCUGGAAUUCUUGGACUCUUGCUUUGCUGACUUGAUAGCUUGGCGUGCCUCUAUAUAUAGACCCUCUCACCCUCACAUGUGAUUGUGCUUUCCACUGUUCAAGCUUUGCCUGUGAUUCUUUUUUCCUUUCUAGAUUGAAUUCGAUCUUGGGGAUGUGGGUGUGUUUUGGACUGUGUUAGUUCAGUGAAUUUAGAGGUUUUCUGUUCUGGGUUUUUUUUUAUACAAAUUACAGUGACUGCUUUCAUUCUAUUUUAGUUUAGCUUGAAGUCAAAGUGUGUCUGUUCCUCACAGGGUUCACUGAAUUUAGAGGUUUUGUGUUCUGGGUUUUGGUUGGAAGUGAAUGUUUUGAUUCCUUUUUCUUGAUUUUGAACUCGAUACUGCCUGGUUUUUGCAGUUUUAAUCUUUGUUCCAAUUUCAUUCAUCCAAGUUUCAGGCUUUUGCUUUCUGACUCUGGGUAAAAUGUAUAUUGGAUUCUCUUAAGUUGAAUUUGACAUCAGAUUGUCUACUUGAUCAUCUUUUUUUUGUUGUACUCAAUUUGACUAAAUUUGGGGUAUUUUAAUCUGAGGUUUUUUAAUAAGGAUGAAGGCGUUCGUGUUCUUUGAAAUGCUGGUUGUGCUUUUAGUCUUUGUGUUAUGUGGUUGUGUCAUGGGCAAGGAAUGUACAAACAUUCCUACUGAGCUCUCAUCACAUGGUUUUCGAUACGAGCUCCUAUCAUCGAAAAAUGAAACGUGGAAGGAAGAGAUGUUUUCACACUAUCAUUUAACCCCAACUGAUGAAUCUGCUUGGGCGAAUUUGCUGCCGAGAAAGUCAUUGAGGGAAGAAGAUGGGUACAGUUGGCAAGCAAUGUAUCGGCAAAUGAAAAAUAAGGGUGGAAUUGAACAAUCCGGGGAUUUUCUUAAGGAGGUGUCUUUGCAUGAUGUGAGAUUGGAUUCGAGUUCACUGCAUUGGCGAGCGCAGCAAACAAAUUUGGAGUAUUUAUUGUUGUUGGAUGUCGAUAGAUUGGUUUGGAGCUUUAGGAAGACGGCUGGUUUGCCAACACCUGGCAAAGCAUAUGGGGGCUGGGAAGACCCGGCUACUGAGCUUCGGGGACAUUUUGUUGGGCAUUACUUGAGUGCAUCGGCACUAAUGUGGGCUAGCACUCACAAUGAUACUCUCAAACAGAAAAUGUCAGCUGUACUAUCUACUUUAUCUGACUGUCAGGAGAAAAUGGGCACGGGAUACCUUUCUGCCUUUCCAUCUGAAUUCUUUGAUCGUUAUGAAGCUAUAAAACCUGUUUGGGCUCCGUAUUAUACCAUUCACAAGAUCUUGGCAGGCCUACUGGAUCAAUACACAUUUGCUAGUAAUGCUCAAGCUUUAAAAAUGAUGACAUGGAUGGUUGAGUAUUUUUACAACCGUGUUCAGAAUGUGAUUACAAAGUACAGUGUAGAAAGGCACUAUCUAUCACUUAAUGAAGAAACUGGUGGCAUGAAUGAUGUCCUUUACAAGUUAUACAGAAUAACUCAAGAUCCAAAGCAUUUAUUGUUGGCUCACCUGUUUGACAAACCAUGCUUUCUAGGAUUACUUGCAGUUCAGGCUGAUGACAUAUCUGGUUUUCAUGCCAAUACACAUAUCCCAAUUGUUAUAGGAUCUCAAAUGCGGUAUGAAGUAACUGGUGAUCCACUUUAUAAGGCAAUAGGGACGUUCUUCAUGGAAAUUGUCAACUCUUCUCAUAGCUAUGCAACAGGAGGCACAUCAGCCGAUGAGUUCUGGUCAGACCCCAAGCGAUUGGCAAGCACUCUACAGACAGAGAAUGAAGAAUCUUGUACAACUUAUAACAUGCUGAAGGUCUCUCGCCACCUAUUUACAUGGACCAAGGAAAUAGCAUAUGCGGACUAUUAUGAGCGCGCCUUGACAAAUGGCGUGCUAAGCAUUCAAAGAGGAACGAAUCCUGGAGUGAUGAUUUACAUGCUCCCACUAGGUCGUGGAGUUUCCAAGGCUGUAAGUUACCAUGGAUGGGGAACAACAGAUCGGUCAUUUUGGUGUUGCUAUGGCACAGGAAUUGAAUCAUUCUCAAAGUUAGGAGAUUCCAUUUAUUUUGAAGAGGAAGGAGAAGUUCCUGGUCUGUACAUCAUCCAGUAUAUCUCAAGCUCACUUGAUUGGAAAUCCGGACAAAGUUUGCUCAAUCAGAAGGUUGAUCCUGUUGGUUCAUGGGAUCCUUACCUUCAAGUGACAUUGACAUUUUCUUCGAAGGAGGGACCGAGCCAUUUAUCUAACUUGAACUUGCGGAUACCAAGUUGGACGUCUACAGCCGGUGCAAAGGCAUCACUAAAUGGUCAGAAUUUGCCUCUACCGGCUCCAGGUAACUUCCUAUCAGUCCCUAGAAGCUGGAGAUCUGGUGACAAACUAACUCUUCAGCUGCCCAUUAGUUUGAGAACAGAAGCUAUUCAAGAUGACCGGCCAGAGCAUGCUUCUGUUCAGGCAAUACUUUAUGGCCCAUAUCUGCUAGCGGGUCAUACGAGUGACGACUGGGACCUCAAAAGAGGGUCAGCCAACUCUCUUUCAGACUGGAUUAGUCCAAUCCCUGCUUCUUAUAAUACUCAUCUGGUUUCCUUGUCCCAAAAGUCUGGAGAUUCAACUGUUGUCUUAACUAAUUCAAACCAAUCGAUCGCAAUGCAAAAGUUACCAGAAUCCGGCACUGCUUCUGCUGUUCAUGCCACUUUCAGACUCAUCUUGAAUGACUCUUCUGGAAAUUUUUGGACUAUAAAUGAUGCUGUUGGCGAAUCAGUCAUGCUAGAACCAUUCGAUUUUCCUGGAAUGGUUCUAGUACACAAAGGAAAGGAUGAAGACCUUGGAAUUUCAGACUCUCCUAGUGGUGUCGGCUCUUCUGGUUUCCGGUUGGUUGCAGGAUUGGAUGGAAAGGCUGAAACGGUAUCCUUGGAGUCGGAAAGCAACAAGGAUUGCUUUGUGUAUAAUUCAGGCAAAAGCGUAAAGCUCAGCUGCAAAUCAGACUCAUCAUCAUCAGAUGAUUUUAGUCAGGCUGCUAGCUUUGUGUUGAGCAAGGGAAUUAGUGAGUAUCAUCCUAUGAGCUUUGUAGCCACAGGGGUGAGGAGGAAUUUUCUUCUGGCACCCUUACUGAGCUUCAGGGAUGAAUAUUAUACUGCUUAUUUCAAAUUUCAUGAUUAAUAAUCUAUGUACUGGACUGACUGAGAAGUCCAUGUAAAUUGCUUAGAUAAUAAAUAUCCUCUUCUUGUUA
Corylus avellana is the source of this 3585-nucleotide messenger RNA. RefSeq lists its product as uncharacterized. Lineage: Eukaryota; Viridiplantae; Streptophyta; Magnoliopsida; Fagales; Betulaceae. Gene Ontology annotation, molecular function: alpha-L-arabinofuranosidase activity. The record is from RefSeq and is a predicted model, not a curated record. Gene Ontology annotation, biological process: L-arabinose metabolic process.